Paramacrobiotus metropolitanus is the source of this 8095-nucleotide messenger RNA. RefSeq lists its product as uncharacterized. The transcript is spliced from 3 exons. NCBI's taxonomy places the organism in Eukaryota, Metazoa, Tardigrada, Eutardigrada, Parachela, Macrobiotidae. The record is from RefSeq and is a predicted model, not a curated record. The coding region runs from base 345 to 2324 and encodes 659 amino acids.
GUCAAAUGCCUGUGUAGCGCUGCUGAUAAUAUUGCUGUACUUCUACGUAGAAUUUUGUGCUAGAAUGAGUGCUCACUAAUCAGUUGCCUUGGGAUGAAUUUAGCUACUUUUAAUAAUUCUGAUUUUAUGUUAUUUUGAUGAUAAAAGGUGGAAAAGGUGACUCAGUCCUCGUUCGUUUAGUAAUAUUCUGAUAAGAAAUAUAAUUAUCAUCAUAAUUAUGAGCCCCCUGUAUAAGGGAUUAGGGUAGUCUCGGGGCAUACCACUACACUUGGCGCUCCUGGCAAGUAUGAAUUCUAUCGCCUUUCGGAAAGAACAGUCAGUUAGUCUUUUCUGGUAUUUCCUGGAUGGAAGCGACUGAUCGUCCUCGUACUCAUAGUGGACUUCUCAGAGUAACUCCUGUGAAGAAAGUCCGGAAACCCAGAGUUCCUAAAACAGGAACCGUGAAGAAGCUCAGUAUACCAGUGACUGUGACUACGAGUGCAGCCUCAGCUCCUGUGCCUGUGUUUUCACCUCCAGACCCUAUUCAGCCAUUUGUGAAUAUCUUCACCAGAAGCAGUAAGAUGUUCCGCAGCCCGCCAAAGAAAGCUGUGACUCCUGUUCAGGAAGAAAUUGAAACGUUGCCCGACGAACCUCUUGCCCCUACAGAUCCUACUGAGACAGCAGAGGAACGAAAUACUCGUAUCGAUUCAGAUGUGGAUUCUCUCUUUCAGAAGAAACAAGCAGCGGAUCCUAGUAUUAUUUCCGAUGGACUUUAUGAUACGGAAGAUGAAGUGGAUGGCAAUGAAUUACAGAAUACGGGAUUCCUGGAAUCGGACGUAGGAUUUGGGGAGAAGCCCUAUCAGAUGUUUUCGGCGGCGAAGAACCGGAUUGGAAAUUUUUCAUUUCCGAAUUCCAUUCCAUUUGGAAUUGGAUCUCCCAUCCGAUCGCUUCCGGUAGUGCAUCAGUUCGUGUUAAACAGCUUGACAUUGCCGGCCUCUCUUCAGGCGCCAGUCAGUUCGAGUGGAAUUGGAACUUCCACAGCGGUGACAUCAUCUCCAUUACGGACGAUUGUGACUUCCAGUUUCGGAAACCCUGCGACGGUCUCAGCAGUUUCUCUGCCUACUGUUACCACAACUUACAGCACAUCCAUUCCUUCAUCCGGAUCAGUUUCCUCGACGCAUACGGUGAGUGCACGGAUGCAUUCCAUUUCCAGUACCGUUCCCAUUUCUGUACAGAAUGCCAGUGCACCAGUUCAGCCUGCUGACGUGUCGGAUAGUGUCGCGGAUGCAUUGAAAGAUGUGUUGACAUCCUUUGAAAGGAACAUCCUUGAUAAUAUGAAUACGAUGAAUAACUCCUUGAAACAGGAUAUUUUGGUGAUGGAAAAGAAGAAUGACGAUCGGUGGAAACAUCAUCAACAGGAUGUUAACUCCGCUUUUGGCCUGGUGACGCAGCAGCUGUUGAAGCAUGAAUCGUCAUUCACUUCUAAAAUGCAAGAAAUGGAUGAAUGGAAGGCGACGAUGAAAGCGCAAGUAGAUUCCUUAGCACAGGAUUUCGAUAAAAUGAAGCGGCAGAAAUCAACCGUUCCAAUGGAAAAGGCGCAUCAAAUCAUGCCGCGCGCGCGUACAGAGGAUAUUCGUGGCCGAUCAGUGAUGCAUACUCCUUCAAAGGAAUCAGUUACCUCUGACUCAUCUGUGGAGUUUAUUGAGGAACGCGGCCCGGCGAUGCGGAUGAAAACUCCUCACUUUGCAGGACGAAAGGAUGAAAGGAUUGAAAGCUUCCUAGGAAAAUUUGAAGCUGUGUCCAAACUGAAUCAGUGGGGCAGCCAGAUGAAGACGGUGCAGCUCAGCUAUGCCUUGCAAGGCGCUGAAGAGAAGUUUCACGGCCAGCUAAUGGCUCGAUAUGAUACGGCAUCCUGGACAUUUAAGGAUUGGAAAGAUAGACUCCUACAGCGUUUUGGUGCUGAAGGAAGAGAAUUCUCCGCAGAACAGCAGUUAUUUUCCGCCGUGUAUGACGGGUUGAUGGAUGCUGAUGCGUUUAUUGUACAGAUGACGGAUCUGAUGGAUGAUGUGGAUCCCGAAAUGAGUCCAUGCCGACAAGUACAGUUUUUGGUUAAUUCUUUUAGAAAUUUUCCGGUAAUGCAGAAUUUUAUCAUUGCACGAAAUCCUAAGUCAAUAGGAGAUUUAACGUCGGUUUGGCAUGCCUUGAAACCUAUGCAAGGUCAAAAUGGCAUGCCGGCGGUUUCGAAAGUACCGUAUUAUCAGACUCCUUAUGCAGGACGUGGUCGUGGUUUUGGUCGUUACAGUGGUUAUGGUAGCAGCCGCUGGGGCGGAUAUCAGAAUUCUUGACCACGGAUGCAGUCGUCAGCGGAUGUGGCACCCUCCAGCAGUGCCCUGGAAUCGCCACCGAAGCAGUCCUAUGCCGAUGCGGCAGUCGCGCCGGUUCCCGGUGGUGGCAUGAAUUUCCAGCCUGGAAUGCCGAUGGAAUUUCGCCCGCGACCGCAAAUGCAGAAUCCGCCAUCACGUCGAUUUGUCCCGCAGUGCUAUUUCUGUGCAGAAAACGGGCAUAUCAGCAGUGAAUGCAAUUGGCCGUCGGUGCCGCAGUCUGAAUGGCCCGACAACGUUCGUACCGGGAAUCAGAUGGUGGCAGAGCGCCGGCAAAAGUUCUUGGAAGAAAGACGUGCAGCGUCGGCGGCGGGUAAUCGUCCGUCGUUUAAUCCGGCAAAAAACGCCUAGGUGCAGCUCAGGGAGGUGAGUCUGUGCCGCGUGUGAGAAAACCUCCUGAUAAACUGUAUAUGAGUACAGUUUUCGUUAAUUCUUUGUAUAAGAAGCAGCUUUCUAAAAUGGAAUAUCCGGUUUAUGGUCCCGAUACGGUAGUUUACAUUAAAUUAAACAACCGUGAAAUUAAUUGUUUAUUUGACACGGCUGCAGCAGUUUCUAUGAUUUCAAAAGAAUUUUGUGAUACUGAUAAAAUCCUCUAUCAGGACAUUGACCCGAACUAUCAGCAUUGGAAUGUAGUCGGUAUUAAUGGUGUACCGUUAUCAAAGUUUCGUUUUUGCUUGAAAGUGAAUUUAGAGAUCUGUGAUAUUGUGUUUCAGCACAGUCUCUUUGUGAGAGAAGAAAGUACGCCUUAUCCUUAAAUUUUAGGAACUGAUUUCUUUAAAAAAAUUAAGACAAUUACUUUCGAUUAUCGGGAUUAUUUUCCUCAGAUUAAGGUACAAGUGCCUACUUUAAUUAAUUCUGUUGAAGAAGAGGAGAAAAUACAGUGUGAGAGGUUGACCCGUGAAUUGAUGAGUUUGGGUACUACCUCUGUAAAUGACUUGGGAUUGAAUAAUACGCUUGAUACACGCGUAAUGGAUGAAAUCUCAGUAGAAAUGCGUAAACGCCUGGCAAGGCUAAAGGGUGAUGACGCGUGUGUGAGUGUGAGUUCCAGGGUGAAGAAGAGGACCUCGGAUCAGCCUCAGUCGGAUGUUCCUGUUGUGCGACCAGUGCCUGCGGGCGUGGCCAAACAAGUGGGGAAUGCGCAGCCUCGUUCUGGAUUGGAGAAGUCACCGAAACCGCGGACACCUGAAAUAGUGCAGCCGAAGCGCCGAGUGGGACGUGUUGCGGAGAGUGGAUUGGCCCGGCCGGUAACAGUCUAUUCUGCCCGACAUGUUCAGGUUCCUCCUAGGACUCACGUAGUCGUUGAGUUAAGCCCUGGGCGUAAGAGAAUUAAAGAUGGAGAAUAUAUGUUUUUGCCAAACCGGGCCAAGAAUGUAGGCAUAGGACUACAGCUGGCUAAUGCGGUGGUUAAGUGUGAAAAUGAUACGAUUUUAUGCUGGUUAGAAAAUCGUACAAAUAAUAAUAUUAUAAUUAAGAAAGGUGUUAUGAUCGGUAGUUUAGAGAAUUUUAAAGAAAAUCCUGAUGUUCCUACGUCGAUUGGCAGUGCAGGUCAGGAGAGUGUCUACAUGACAGAUGAGGAAUUUGAGAAAAGUUUCGCUGAAUGUAAAUUAAAUCAUGAUUUAAAUGAGGAACAGCGUCAGCGAGUUAAACAGUUAAUGCGUAAGCAUGUCCGAUUAUUUCCUACAGAAAAGGAGCCGUUCGGUAAUGUUCCUAACGAAUUUCAUUAUAUUAGGACGGGCGAUGCAAAGCCGUUUAAGCAGACGCCUCGCCGGUAUGAUUAGACCGGUAGAAAGUUGAUCAUGGAUGAAGUGGAUAAGAUUGUAAGCUCAGGGCGUUAUCCAGCGAUCCAAAUCCGACUGGUCUAACAGAAUUCUUUUGGUAGAAAAGAAAGACGCUGGCGUACGAUUUUGUUUAGAUUUCCGGCAGCUAAAUAAAUUAACUGUAAAAGAUUCUUAUUCUAUGCCGAUAAUCGAGGAUAUCCUGCAUGCUAUAGGAGAUUGUGACUGGUGUACGACUUUAGAUUGUAAGUCGGGAUAUUGGGCGAUUCCUAUUGCGCCUGAGGAUCAAUCUAAAACCGCAUUCUGUACCCAGGAUGGAUUGUUUGAAUUUAAACGAAUGCCGUUUGGCGUGUGCAACGGCCCCGCUACGUUCCAGCGUGUAAUGGACGGUAUUCUAUCAGAAGUAAAGUGGACAAUGGCGUUAGUCUAUUUGGACGAUAUUAUUAUUUUUGCUGAAACUUUCGAUCAGUGGUGUGAACGGAUGGAUAUCGUUCUUUCUUCAAUAGAAAAUGCCGGUUUGAAAAUUCAGCCGAAGAAAUGUGUGCUGGCUGUGCGUGAGGUUAAAUUCCUAGGACAUAUUAUUAAAAAGUCAGGAAUUAAGGCUGACCCACAGUAUUUGGAUGCCAUACGGAAGUUUCCGAUUCUUGACAGUGUGACUGCGUUGCAGAGUUUCUUAGGGCUGGCGAAUUUUUAUAAGAAAUUUUGUGCUAAUAUGAGCUACAUGACAUACGUAUUAACUCCUUUGGUAAGGAAAAAUGUGAAUUUCAAAAAGGAAUGUAGUGAUGUACAUUUACAGGCGUUUCAUGAUUUGAAAGACACGCUCAGUAAUGCGCCCGUUUUAACUCGUUUUGAUUCUACGAAAGAAAUUGUAGUGGAAUGUGAUGCGUGUGGUAUUAGUGUUGCCGGUAUCCUGAGUCAGGAAGGUAAAACUGUGGCUACUUGUAACCUGUCAUUGACCGCCGCCGAGCGUAAUUAUCCGGCGACGCAUCUUGAAUUAUUAGCGAUAAUAUUUUCUUACGAGAAAUUCCGUCAUUAUUUGGAAUUUAAUCAUUUCAUUGUAAAGACUGAUCAUCGAGCGCUUCUAGAGAUAGAAAAGUAGAGCGGAAAUAAUCCACGACUUGCGCGUUGGGCAUUAUUAUUGUCGACUUUGGAUAAAGAAGUACAGUACCGCCCGGGGAAAUUCCACCAUAAUGCGGACUGUUUAAGUCGUUUUCCUGUUGGCCCGGCCGAACCGGGUGUCGCCGAUAAGCUGCCGGUUUAUGCGCACGCCGCAGAAGUGCAGGAUGAAGAUGAAAAUGCCGAUGAAGAUCCUUGGAAGGACGACAGGUGGUUGAGUGAUGAACAGCUAUUGGUUCCUUCUGUUAAGAAAAUUGUGGAUGCGAUGGAUAAUCCUGCCGAUCCUCAGUUCGCCUCGUGUCACCGUCAGUAUGUAUUACGUAAUUCAGUCCUAUAUUACAAAAGGAGAGAGAACGGUGUAGACGUAAAGUGUCUGAUGGUUCCCAAACAUUUACGAAUGAUGUAAUGUGGACUGUACAUGAUAUUCCUCUAGCAGGACAUCAGGCCGUGGAUAAGACAGUAAGUCUGAUUAAGCGUCGUUUCUGGUUUAACGAUAUGGUAAAUUACGUUAAACGGUACAUAAAGACUUGUCCACAAUGCCAGAUGAGGCAAGUUACUCGUAAACCUAUGUCAGGUUAUUUGCAGCAUCUUCCUGUAGAAGGACCAAUGUGUACUGCGUACAUGGAUUUAUUAGGUCCGUUUCCUGCAUCAGGAUUGGGUAAUAAAUACGCUUGUGUUGUAGCGGACGCCUUGACUAAGUACAUUUGGGCUAGACCACUAAAAGAUCAAUCAGUUGCCGAAGUAGCAAAAUUCUACGUACAGAACGUAAUAUUAAUGUUUGGCACUCCUAAGCGGUUACUAACUGACCAAGGAAAGCAUUUUAGAAAUAAUUUGCUGUAUGAAAUUAAUAAGUUAAUCGGUGUUAGUCAGCUUCGUACAACAGCGUAUCAUCCACAGGGAAAUUCUCAAGUAGAAAGACAAAUGUCUCCUUUGGCUGAAGGAAUGGCAAUGUAUGCGUCAGACGACCAACGUGACUGGGAUCAGUACCUUCCGUUUAUCGCGUCCGCGCAUAAUUCUACCGAACAUGACGUCACAAAGACGUCGCCGUUUAGGUUGAUGUUUGGUCGUGAAAAUGAACUUCCAGUAGAUACGAUUAUUAAAUCUGUGGAAGACAGUACGUAUCUAAAUUUAUCUGAUUAUUCUCAGAAAUUAACGGAUUUCUUCCAAGAAGCGUACGAAGUCGCGCGAGCACGUAUUGGCAUACGCCAGGAUAAGAAUGCCGCCGCGACCGAUAUAAAUCGCCGAAAAGUUCAGUUUUCUAUAGUCGACCUUGUAAAGGUGCGAGAAUUUGCACAUGUUGUCAAGAAGGCCGAUAAAUUGCGACAGAAGUAUUCUGGACCGUAUAAGGUCAUAGAACGUGUUAAUGAAAAUGUCUAUAAAUUACAGCUUUUGCAUUCUUUCCGUCAGAAAAUCGAUAAUUAUAACGUCAGUCGUAUUGAGCCUUUUUAUCCAAGGCCAUCGGGUGAAGUUCCUGAAAUUAUUAGGAAUGAUAAUUCUGAAUUAGAAAAUGUACAGCCGGAUUCGCAGCCGAUUGCUGAUGUGCCAAAAGAUACGUAGCCGGUCGAAGCCACUGACCUUGACAUUCCAGUCCUAGAUCUGCCGUCAGAUAAUCUCGCCUUGCCAGCGAAGCCAGCGUCGAAGCGUCAGUACCGGAAAAAGACUGUCGACAUCGUGCCAUUUACCAGCCGUUCAGGUCGCAUCACCAAAGCGCCAAAGCGAUAUCAGUGUGUCGUUCGAAUUAAUUUAUGAGCAUUCAUCGUAUAUUCCUAUUAAGGAUUUAUUUCGUGAAUUAUGCUUCUUAAUGUUUUCUUGGAUGAGUGGAUUAUCGCUGGAUAUCGUUUAAUUGAUAUAGUUUCCCGAUAUUUAUGGGAUAAUGACCGUCGAUUUCUUUAUUUAGAAGCAAUACGUUUUAUUCGCUCGGUGAUUUUCUUCUAUGCAGAAUGUACAGUUCUGAGAAUCUUUUGGACAGCGCAUAGCUAUCGGAAUCAUUCUGGACGCAAACCAUAUUUCUUGCCCAUAUCAUACAGAUAUGGAGGACUCGCACGGUAUUCCUUUUGGAGAGAAUGGAGAUCUCGGAACACGUUAUGACGAUUCACCGCCAACAUAUUCGGAAACCAUUGCCCGUGGUCUGAGUCUCAUGGCUAAAUCAGUCAGUACAGACAACCGCCCUAAAAGUGACGCUGUUGGCGGUGAACACUAUUCUGAAAGCGUCAUCGUUGUCAAACAUCCUCAGCAUCCUCCACGAAGGUAUCCGGAAAUAGAGGGCCCGCGAUUCGUUCCCAAAGUAGUCGAUAAGGACAAGAGCCAUAAAAACGUCUGCAAUGGCGGUGAAAACUAUUCCUUCAACACCGUGCAUCUUCACGAUCCUCCCCGCAGAAAUUCGGCAGUCAGUGAAUCGUUUUGUGAAGCCGUCUAUAAGGAUCAAAAUCCGAAAGUGACGGGCAGUGGCGGCCUUGGUAAAGAGCACUACUCCGAAAGCUUCACCAGGACGAAGCUUGCCCAGCGUUGCCAUCGUUGCCGCCGUUACGGGUGCACCUGUGGUAACAGUUGUCGUUUCUACGGCGACAGCAGCGGCUACUCCAACGAUGCAGGCUACGGUAGCCAUUGGGGCGUUGUAGGUGGCGACAGUGGAGGAGGCGGUGGAUGGGACAUGGGUUGCGCCGUUGACAGUGGAUGUAAUGCGAGUGGAGGUGGUGAUAGUGGCGGAGGAUGUGACAGCGGUGGAUGCGAUAGCGGUGGCGGUGACAGUGGUGGCGGAGGCGGAGGCUAGCAACUGAUUGAUCGACUGUUUAUUGUGUAGCCAAGCCCGUAAACACAAUUGUCACAAAACAUUGCCAGGCAUUG